Messenger RNA from Girardinichthys multiradiatus, 5067 nucleotides. It is a transcript of the gene map7d3, whose product is annotated as MAP7 domain containing 3. The record is from RefSeq and is a predicted model, not a curated record. Gene Ontology annotation, biological process: microtubule cytoskeleton organization. Gene Ontology annotation, cellular component: microtubule cytoskeleton. Lineage: Eukaryota; Metazoa; Chordata; Actinopteri; Cyprinodontiformes; Goodeidae.
AUGUCCACGUCCCCGCGGUGUCCGAGUUCAACCGGCGGCGAUGUGUCGCGCGCCCCUGGUGUAGAAAAAAAAACAAAAACAGAGAAGGAAAACUUAAUAGAAAUGGCGGAGAGUGCAACGACGCUCAAAGGCUUGAGAGCCCAGAUGGCUGCAGCUGCACAGGCACAAGCCGAGGAGCGGCGUAGCUUAGCAGCGAACAGUCCAGGACCCACAACCAACUCACCAUCUAAACCUCAGGGUAGUAAGCCAGUUAUUGACGGUGCCGCGCUUAGAGUAGACGACAGGCUGCGAGUGGCAAAAGAGAGGCGAGAGGAGGCAGAAAGACAACAGGCUAUACGGGAGUCCCAGAUCAUGCAGCGGGAGCGCAAAUCUAAGCUGCAAGUGGAACGCCAAAUGGAGGAACGUCAGAAAAAGCUUGAGGAGCAGCGGAGGAAGGAGGAACAGAAACGAUUGGCUGUGGAGGAGAAAAGGAAGCAGAAGCAGGAAGAAGAAAAGGAGCACUAUGAGGCAGUUAUGAGACGAACAUUAGAACGCAGUCAGCGUGUUGAGCAGAGACAGAAGAGGUGGUCUUGGGGAGGACUGUCUGCAGACCAAGAAGGACGAGCAGGAGAUUCUGACGCCAGCAUCUCCUCUCCAGUAGCUAUAGUUGUCUCCACUCCCUCGCCAGAAAAGCCACCAAGGAGUGGACAAGCUGACAAGCGCUCCACAUCCACAACUAACCUGAAACAGCCGCCCGAGGCUGGCAUCAGCAAACGUUUAUCCUCCUCCUCUGCCGCCCUUGGUAAAUCACCUGACAAAAGUGUUAGGACAAGGAGUUCAUCUUGUAACCGGUUGCCAAGCAAUGGCAUUGAUGCUCAGGCCAGUAAGGAAGAUGGCAAAAAGCUUCAGGUGGAACAGACAGGCCGUUCUGUGAAGAAGAGAAGUUCCUCCCUCACACGAGUAAGUGUGGGCAGAGCACAGACCCCUUCCAAGCCUGAUAAGGGGACAACGGAUGAUCAAGCCCGCAAGCCACCGGCCAGUACUGUGGAUGAAGGGGUCCUUAGUCGCCUGCUCACUCCCACCCAGGCCUCACUAGCUAGGAGCAAGAGCGCCGCCGCCCUCUCUGCUGAAGGAUCAGAUGCUACAGAGUGUCACCUGUGUCCUCGUUCAGCCUCUGCCAGCCCCCUGAACCCACCGCACGGACCCGUGCGCAGUCGCAGCAUUGACCGACAGAAGAGCGGCAUGACCACCUCAAAGUCAGCGAGCGAAGCCCUCGACCCGUCUCUGAAAGACAAACAAUUAACAUCACCUGGGGGCCAGCGUCCCGCCUCACCAUCUACCUCCUUGGGACGCCAUCGCUCACCAUCCCCAGCGCCCAGCCCAACUCCAAAGAGAACUCCCUCCCCAGCAACAGCCAAGCAAAGUCCCAAGAUGCGUCCACCUUCACCGACUGCGAUGAAACAGCGUCCCCCGUCUCCCCAGCCCACAUUAGCGAAGCCCCCACCCAUCCAGAAACCAUCUCUCACUCCAACAGGACCACCGACGUUGCGAAAGAGGGACUCCAAAUCCAAGGAUCUAGGUCCUGUUCAGCCUGUGACUCCACAGGCCUCUGAUGCCAGUAAGACCAAAGACAAAGAUGACUCAAAGACGACCGGCACUAACUCAGCUGCUGAGGCGGCCAAGAUCUUGGCUGAAAAUCGAAGACUGAUGCGGGAGCAGAAGGAGCGAGAGGAGCAGCUUAGGAUACAGAAGGAGGAAGAGGAGAGGCAGAGAAAAGAAGAAGAGGAGCGUUUAGCUGAAGAGGCUCGACUUAAACGCCUGGAGGAGGAGAAGAGAUUGGCCGAAGAGAGGAAAAUAAAAGAAGAAGAGGAAGCUCUUCUAGCAGAGGAAGAAAGAAAAAGGAUGGAAGAAGAAGAAGAACUGAGGCAGGUUGAGCUCCAAAAGGAACGAGAGGAGGCCGAGGCCAAGGCCCAGGAGGAGGCAGAGAGAGUCCGUCAGGAAAGAGACCGCAUUAUGCAGCAGAACCAGCAAGAACGAAUGGAGAGGAAAAAGAGAAUUGAAGAAAUAAUGAAGAGAACCAGAAAAGGGGACCAAAAUGACUUGAAGAGAGACGACGACGAUAAAUAUGCACAGGAGAACGGAGACGAAGGUGAGGAUGAGAUGAAAAGUGAAACCAAAGAUGACGUAACCAUGAUGGGUGACCAGGACAGUUUGUCCUCUGGUGAUGGUGUAGUUAGCCAGGAAGGCGGUAUGAAUGGAAAUCCAGAGACUGAAGACAAGGAGAACUCCAACGGCACAACCGCUGAGGAGACUCAGGCAGGAAGUCCAGUUCCUAAGAGCCGCCUCGUCGAGGGCUCAGAGUUCCUGAAUGAAGAGGACUCCACCAAGGAGGGGUUGGUGUCCAGCCUCAACGGGAAGUCCAGCCAGUGGAGCUUUGAGGAGCUCAUCGACACCAACGUCCACUCAAAGACCCGACCUCUGAUCGAGUCAGAGGACUGUAACCAAGUUUUGAUCAACUGUGACGGGAGUGCAGAUGGGACCAGGGUGGCCUUUGAGGACAAGGGAACUUCUAUCAGCACCCUGCACUCCUCUAAUCAACCAAUAGAAGCCAUGUCAGAGAUUUGAUGCUGCAGCUGUCGCUGAGAAGCCUCUUUUUGUUGCACUCCAAACUUUCCUUUCCAACUGAGAUCCCUAAAAGAAUCUUCUAGUCGUUCCAAACAGUUUCCACCUCUUCCUGCAGGAGGCGCACAAGACGAAAUGGAAAGACCACCCUAAGUGCUGCAUUUGCACCCAACACAAUGAGGAAACGGAUUUAAUUACAUUUAUGUAUAUUAAAAAAUGUCACGCUUCAGGGAAAUGUUCAUAUUCCUCGUCUUUCCUCUUCCGUUUAGUUCUUUUCAAUUUUGUGUCAAAAACUUUUUUUUAUUUUCAUUUUGUUAGGGGUGCAUUCUUAUAACUUAUUAAUUUUGGCUUUAUCGUUGUUGUAAUUAUUGUUAUAUGUUUAGUCUUGUUUUUCUUGUAUGACAAUAUUCCAUGACACAUGAAAGUCAGGCCAUGUGAGUUAUAUUAUAAUUAUUGAAAGAAAUGUUAAUACAUCAUUAUUAUUCUGUCUGGGUUUGGGUGGAAAGGGUUUUUGUUUUGCAUGUGGUUCAACUAAAUUUACUUGACCGGCUGCUUUUUGCAGCACCCAGCUACGUAUGGCCUUACCUUUUAUUCCCCAACUUUGAAUGUUUUCUAAGUGCUAAAAUGCAUAAUCGUCAUGAAGGUCGUGCAAACACAGUUCAGCAACCUGCGCAUGAUGUUUCUGAUGACGGCUUUUUCACCCUGUCCUGUUUUCCCCUUUUCUGGCCACUAGAGGGCUUCAUAACCACAAAGGUGAAAUGUUUUGACCUGGCACAGUUCGAGGAUGUUGCAGAAGAGUGUUUAUGUUGCAUUCAUGGUUAGUUUAUGUGAAUAGAACUAAUGUUUACUAGCUUCCCUGUAAUGGAUCUGGUUUUAGUCUCAAACCCUAUGUUUGCAUCCAGCUGUUUGAAUACCUGUAACUGUAACAAACUUGUCAAAGGGAUAGUUUGGAUUUUUUAAAGUUGUGUGAAAGUGUCUGUAAUUUUUCCCUUAUCUGCAGUAGACGGAGCUAUUACUGAUCAAAACUUCCCAGAACAUCACUUGAAACAAUCCGAGGUUUCUCUUCAGGAUGGUAUGUUUGUUGUGAACUCCAUAGUUUACCUUUUGCUUAAUCUAAAAAUCAGAUUUUCUUUGGGCUUUUCUUCUGCCUCAGUUUCACCUCCUUCCAUUAGCUGCUACACCUGACAAAAUGCAUUUCAGUUCUUUUUAUAGUUUAGAAAUUGGCAGAUUGUUUAUGUUUGUAUUUAAGUGUUAUUACACUUUGUAUAUAACCAGUAUUAGGCAAGUGAAGCCAUGUUUAGGAAGGAGCGGCUCAGGUUGUGGGUUUUUUAUAUUGGUUACUGUUAGGUUUGAGAUGGUUUGAGUGGUGCGCUGUGAUUGGUUUAGCUCAGUUUGGCUUGUUUAUGUUAGAACCCAUAAAUAAAACCCUCUAACAAAGAGACUCUGCAAAGCAAACGUCCAGCUGGAGUUUUACUAAAUAAUUUCCUUAAAUCUGGUGAGCAGUGCUGCUAACAUUAAUCUCAGUUUCAGAUUCUUCUGGAUCAAAUUAACGAAAACCAGCUGAAGUUUUUAGAGCCAGUUUGGUCCUUGGCAUCAUGUUUGAGCUGUGACACGAGUCGUUUUAUAUCCUGUCAAAAGAUGGUGGCACAUCAGCUCAGGUUUAAUCUAUCCUACUGCGGUAAAGGGGAACAUCUUGUUGAUUUCUAUGUUUGUUUGUUUUUUCUGUUUCUUCAUUUUCUUCUUGAAAUGUGUUGAAACAUUAAAAGUCCCUUUGCUUGAAAAAUCCAAGUAUGAGAUUUGGUGGAGCUUGACAUUUGCAGUGUUCUCUGAUGGGUUACUAAAAACCUCUUUAUACACGACAAGACUCUGAGCUUAAAACAUUUCAACAUUAACAAGCAAGAUGAUUGUUACAGAACUCCUUCAUUACUUGCUCACCUUAUCCCUAAGAGUUGCUUGCUUUCAGCAUUCAUUUUUAUGAAGUCUUGGAGAAAACGCUCCGCCCUACACGAGAUGACUUGUUACUGAGGAGUGGCUUCACUGUAAGACGAGUUGUGAUAUGUGGUAUUUGUGAUGUGUUUUAACUCUGUUCAUUCAAAUCCUUCCUGAUCCGCUUCCCCGUCAUGGGUAGAUCCUGUUUAUAGUUGCAGACUUUGUUUUUCAGUUCCUGCUGCAUCUCUUAAGUACUAAACUUAAAGCUCUUUGUCUUCAUAUUAUCUUUGAUAGAAUAGAAAGGUGCCUUAGUUUGAGAUGUACUGUUUUUAUUGCAUUCUUACUGUUUACGGUGUCUUUACCUUGGCCUCGACAAUCAGUCCACCCAACCAGGGCAACUCUGUGACUAUAAAUAUUUCUCUGGAAGAUCUGGUAUAAACCCCCUUGUCUGCAAAUAAAAUCUGUACUGUAAAUAUAUCUAAAGAGAACAGAUAUGAUACAGACUGUUAAAAGAAUAAAGUUUAAAUGAAGCGAAAA